Messenger RNA from Scophthalmus maximus (turbot), 5460 nucleotides. It is a transcript of the gene npas1, whose product is annotated as neuronal PAS domain protein 1. The record is from RefSeq and is a predicted model, not a curated record. The transcript is spliced from 15 exons. Gene Ontology annotation, biological process: regulation of transcription by RNA polymerase II. Gene Ontology annotation, cellular component: nucleus; transcription regulator complex; cytoplasm. Lineage: Eukaryota; Metazoa; Chordata; Actinopteri; Pleuronectiformes; Scophthalmidae. The coding region runs from base 810 to 3242 and encodes 810 amino acids. Gene Ontology annotation, molecular function: DNA-binding transcription factor activity, RNA polymerase II-specific; protein dimerization activity; RNA polymerase II transcription regulatory region sequence-specific DNA binding.
UCCGGGUAGAUGGAGGCGCACGCGGAGCUAAUUGAUCUGGUCGAGAUUUGGAUGUCGACAGUUGAGACGACGCGUUAAUCCUGAGGUCUCUGGUUUCCAACCCUUGAUGUGUCAGAAGACAAAUCUAAGAGGACACGAGAUGAUCAACAAGGGUCAGUGGUCGAAAUGGGUGCUCGGCCUGCCAGGUCCCAGUAACAUGGAUCGGGGGGUCCCAACGUAUAUCUGCUGAUUACAUCUCCUGAAGUGGAAAAAAAUGCAAAUAAUAAAUGUACGAGCAACGUGCUUGUUUUUUUGCUUGAUUAAUUAUGCCGUUUAAUUCCAGAUCCACCAUGCCGCUCCACCGUAUAAUUUCCCAGUGGUCUCGGCUGUUUCUUCUCACACACGCGCUCUCUCCUUUUUUCCUCAUUGCAAAAUGAAUCAUGGAUCCAACCGUCUGCACCCGGGGGAGAGCGGCGAGCUGGCGAAUAGGCUGACCAAUCAUGAGCAUCAGAGGCAGACACAGACGGAGUGAGCCUUUUGUUGUGCGCUGCACACAUCAAGUUAGAAGACAACUACCGAUUCGGCCUGAAGAAAAUUAAAAGAUGGAGAGUGUAAGCUUGUCCAAUCAGACUGGUCAGCGUGUGUUUAUCUGAGUGGGUGGCAGGAUUUCUGUGCCAUUCAUAAUAUCAACUGGGACCAUGGCCGCUCUUCUAUUCCCAGCCUGGCCAACCCUCUCUCAGCCUCCUGACAGUUCCAGGUCUGAGUCCGUCACAUCCUUAGCCAAUCAGAGCCUUCGUUAACAGCAGCGUCGGCGCGUAAUUGGGAGAAGGAUGGCAACCAUGCCGUUCGUCAGCGAAGGAAAGUGUGUGAGUGUGGAAUGGGACUUUCUACAAGGACUGCUGGCCAAGCCUCCCACCCUGCCCUGCCUGCAGAACCUGCGUAAAGAGAAGUCUCGCAAUGCGGCUCGUUCACGGCGGGGGAAGGAGAAUUUCGAGUUCUUUGAGCUGGCUAAGAUGUUGCCUCUACCUGGGGCCAUUACCAGCCAACUGGACAAGGCCUCGGUCAUCCGGCUGACCAUCAGCUACCUGCACAUGCGCACCUUCGCCAACCAGGGGGACCCUCCCUGGAACCCUCUGAUGGAGGGUGACAGCAACUGCAGCAAAGUGAGGCGAUCGUCCCAUUCUCUGGCCACUGACAUGUUUGAGCAACAUCUUGGGGCGCACCUCCUGCAGUCUCUGGAUGGCUUUGUGUUCGUGGUCAGUCAGGAGGGACGGUUCCUCUACAUCUCAGAGACAGUUUCUAUCUACCUGGGACUCUCACAGGUGGAGCUGACCGGCAGCAGCGUGUUCGACUAUAUACACCCAGCGGACCACGUCGAGAUGGCCGAGCGACUGGGAAUCAGGCCGCAUCUGAGGGCCGAGGCCGGCUGCCACACAGCUCCUGAGAGCGCCUCCAGCUCCGCAUCCGCCUCCUCGCUGGCUGGUACCCCAGAGCCCGCUCCAUCCAGUCCUCACUCUCCUGCUGACGAACCUCCUGAUCGCGGCUUCUUUAUCCGCAUGAAGUCCACGCUCACCAAAAGAGGCCUGCAUGUCAAGUCUUCUGGAUACAAGGUGAUCCAUGUGACAGGGCGAAUACGCUGCCGUCCUGCACUGGUGCCGGGCUCCACGCGGUCAGUGCGUCGUCCGCUGGGUUUGGUGGCACUGGCGCACACACUCCCGCCCUCCACCCUUAAUGAAGUCCGCAUGGAGAGCCAGAUGUUCGUCUUCCGCGUGAACAUGGACCUACAGGUCACGUAUUGUGAGAACAGGAUCUCAGAGUACAUGGAUCUGACCCCAGCAGAGGUGGUGGGACAUACCUGUUACCACUUUAUCCAUGUAGAAGACCUAGAAAACCUGAGGCAGAGCCAUGAGGACUUGCUGAGGAAAGGCCAGGUAGUGACGGGUUACUAUCGUUGGCUCCAGAGGAGAGGAGGCUACCUGUGGAUCCAGUCCAAUGCCACUGUCUCCAUCAACCACAAAGCCCCCCACGAACGCAACAUCAUCUGGGUCAACUAUGUCCUGAGUCGAACAGAGUUGCCCGACACUCCCCUGGAUCUACUCCAGCUACCUGAGGGCGUACGAGCAGAAAGACUUCGAGUUAGCGCCUCUCCCGCUAACAGCUCCCCACAGGGCCGUGGUUCACAAUCAGCGAAGGGCUCGGCGGGGAAGAGUGACCCCGACACUAAAGGAAGAGAGAAAUUCACUGCCGCUACGAUCCAAUCAGAGGACAGGAGGAAGCGCCUUCUGAGGUCCGACCCGGAGGGGGCUCCUCCCGAAAACCGUCGCAGACUGGAGGAACUCCGUCACGUGGAGGAGAGCGUAUCAGCCUCCUCAGACCUGGCGAGUGAAAGUGAGGGGGAGGAGGACGAAGAAAUGGAGUGGGACCAGGGGGGAGACAGUGACCGAUUGAAACUGGAAGACGGAGGAGGUAAACAGAGUAGGGAAGGAGACACCCCGACUAGAGGGGAGAGAGGAGGGAGGGCACACAACGGCCGGGCUGUGAUACAACAGCUGAAGAGUGUAGUGACCCCCUCCCCCCUGUCGGGCAGCCCCAGCAUCAAGACUGAGCAUGACUCCCUGACCACCGGGGGUCGUUGGGGGUCCCACACACAAACCUCCACCUCACACAACACCCAGCAUCAGCCCUCACAUGCACAUACUCCCUCCAGCAGUCUCAACGGCGACAGCCCCACCACCCCAAUCCCCGACUCUUCUUCCAGCAGUGAAGCCCCUCCGAAAGGUUUGUUCACUCCCCCAUCCCCUGCGUUGUCCCCGGCCAUGUCUGUGUCCUCCCCGCUACCCCGUGAGGAGAGGGCUGUGUCAGGCGUGGUCAGUCGGGGCAGUGGUGGUGUCGGCGGUGCAGGUUGUGGUCCGGACUUUGAACUGCUCCAGAGACUGGCUGCAGGCGGUGCUGCGGGGCGGGUCCUCUUUCACCCCCUUGCCCUCGGACCACAGGGCCCUCAGAGCCUCUAUGCCCCCAGCACUAUCCGCUACGCUCCACCUGAGCUGCCUCCCUCCCACCAUCACAGCGCGGGACACAGUGACGGCCUGCAGCUACGCUCAGACCACCACAAGGGACCCCCGCCAGCCUUCUUCCCCCACCUACAGCGGCUGGCCGGCCUGCCACCCUUCAGUGGUUUCUCCCCGUCUGACAGCCCUUUCUCCUCCGGCCUGCCAUUCUGUAUGAAUGGACUGAGGGGGGCUGCAGGCUCUGAGGAGGACUGAGAGUCAAAAGGGGAGGAGGUGAGCGGAGAAGAUAAAAAUGAAGGAUGGAGCGGGGCGACGGAACAGAAAGAGAGACAUUGAAAAGGGCAGGACAGACAGAAGUGGCAGGACAUUAAGCCUCUAAGGACAUUACUAAUUGGACAAUGAGUUGAAUAACUGAGAUCUAAAGUAUGUGACAAGUCGCUGCCGUGGGGAAUUAUUGUGUCAGUUGUGGACAAGUGACAGUGGUUCUCAAAGAAAAUGGGACAUGGAAACUUUUGACUGGUUGUCCCUCAAGACUUUUCUUCUCUACAACAAUAAUGAACUCUGCUCUGUGUCUUUCUCUAGAUGACUGUGUUGAUUGCCGUGUCUCUUCCACUCAGAGAAGCCAUAUUGUAUAUAGAGACAAAAACCAUAAAGACCCUCAGCUCACACCUCACUGUCACCUCCCAAUUAACCCAAUUAACUCUGAAGACAGUAGAAAGAAGUGGACACUUGUCUGUAGGAAUGAAAGUGACUUUUGAAUAUACAUUUUUAUUAUUGCAGUAUCAUACAAAUCACCUCUUUCACUGAGAUCCAGGUGAGAAUUUGAUUAUAGUGUUUCCCAUAAAAUAGAUGGAGACAGCCCUCUGGGGGGGUUUUGUAUUGAGAUUCAAAAUAAUGAUAAUUUAAAAAGAAAUCCAAGUUUUCAUCAGUCAGCCAUACUUAAAGCACACUGUUGGGAUAAAGAUAUGAAUAAUGUAGUCCCAUACAUUCCACUAUAUAUAAAGGAAGACAAUGCAAUGCAGACUGGAUGGUAUUUCUGUUGUCUGAUUAUAGGAAUUUAAUUUGUUUACCUGAGUAUUAAUUAUAGUAUAUUCCAUAUGAUGCUACGAUUGUGUUUGUGUAUAAAAGCCAUAUUCUUGUUUUCUUAUGUUUUUUAAUGUUUUUUUGAAUUUAUUUUUGAACCAGAUAAAACAGACGGAAGAAUGGUGUGAACAAUGUGUCUAGACAGACAAAAUAACAUAGUUUUAUUGGACGCACAAUGUUUUUUUUAGUUAUAAUUCUCAAAAAAAAAAAGGCAUUUCUGAAAAAUGUUUUUAGGAGGAGGAAUGGUGCUGGACAAAAGUGUUUUAUCAUCAUUUCUGUGUUUCUCUGAGCACUUACUGGAAUUUGUUCUGGUGUGAACUCAAAGCACUUCAUCACGUAACGCUCGCUAUGUGAUCCUGUUAAAACAGAAAACAAUGCAAGAGUGGUCACUAAUAUCUCAGCCCGACCACAGUGUCGUAGAGAGGAUAGAUGCUCAUUAAAAAAAAAAAAAGACCAUGUGUGGUCAUUAAAAGACGACCAAUAGAGGUCUAUAAAAAUAACCAGAACUAUUCUGAUAUUGGUGUCAAUUCAAUUCAGUCAAAUCGAAAUAACGUUUUAAAUUAAAAAGUCGAAAAGUAUAAAACACUUUAAAUCUCUAUUUCGCACUGAUUGAUUGGAAUUCAUCUCAGGACUGUAAUAAAAUGAUUAAAACACUUUUAUAUGAAAAUAAAUAAGUGCUGCAAGUAUUUCAUGUCCCAUUUGAACUGAGGUGAGUCACAAACAAUUUGGUUAUUGUCUGAAAUACUCCAAUGCAAUAUUUAAUAUUUGAAAAUGUGACAAUUUUUUGCUUAAUGAAGACGCAAGUAUUAUUGAAAAAAAAUAGUAUUGUCACAUUUUAAACAAAAUUAAACAAUUAUAUAGGCACUUGGAAAGAAAAGAUCACAUGAUUUUCUAGCACUUUGAGUAAAGUCCUUCAAAAUUAUCAAUAUACACCAGAAUUUAUAUGAUCUGUUGAAUAACAAGUCUUCAGAACGAGAAUUCCUCCACGUUGAGUUUAUGGUUCUCUGUCUGAUCAGAGGGCUCAGAUGUUCUGAUGUCUGACGGGGGGGAAAAAGAAAGAAAAAACAUUUGUAAUUGUUCAAAUCCAAUGUGCACUACACACCCAUACUGUAGCUGUCAAAUACAAAUCUGUGUGGGCGAGCGCACAUAUUCUCGGGUGUUUAACGGUGUCGUGUGCGUAUGAAUGCGGGCGUGUGCGUUUGCUUGUACAAGCGUGUGGGUUUUUUUUAUUGAAUAGCUACCCCCUUGCCCAUCACUGUGAAUCUAAUGUUAUCCUUCCAUCUCUGUGAAUACACCACCCACAUCAAAUAAAAUGAACACAUGUAAAAAGAAAAGCAGUGAUACAGAUGACGAUAACAAUAAAGUAUUCCAGUAGAGGAGCACAACUCAA